GUACACAUUAGCAGCGUAUUUUAGCCAAAGAUAAACAAUUUUUUGAAGUUUCAGAGCUUACGCUUUUAUUUUACUUAGCAGGAAAAAAAAAAAAAAAUCAAAAUCAAAAUCAAAAUCAACUAGCCUUACUAAUAAUCCAAUCAUAAUUUCUCUCUGAAAAUCAUAAAAAUCUCUCUUCGAAACCAUUGAAGUUCGUGCAUUUUCGAUUCCUCUGCAAUUCAAUAAGGUGUAGCAGAACAAGAUGGAGAACAUUCAGUAUGCUGAGGAACUUGUGAGGGAGUUUCUUGUCUUCAGAGGAUUUACUAAUACUCUGCAAACUUUUGAGAGUGAAUUAGGCACAGAUAUUGGUAAAGGGUUUCAAGUGGAUAAGAUUUUAGACUUAAUCUUCUCAGUAUACGUACCCAAAUUUCAGGCAGAGAAAUUAGUUGGUCUCUUGAGCUUUUUCAGGAAGUGCUUUUCUUCAGCAUCUGAAACUGUACUUAUUGCUACUUUGUCUAAAUUGGAGGUCUCAAUUCUGCGAUACUAUAUUGCUCAUGCCAUACAAUCAGGGAGGAGGGACAAAGUUGUAGAUUUGUUUGAGAUGAAUGGCAAUGAAUUUUUGCAGAGGGGCAAGGACUGGACUGCAUGGUUUGCCAUUCCAUAUAUAAAGAACCCAAACCUGGAUCCUGAAUUUCGUAUUUAUUUCUCAAAGGAAUGGUAUGAGGCCUUACGUCUUUCUGUGAGGAACUUCUUUAGUGAGAUCUUCAAUGGAACACGCCUCCCUGCCCUAUUAAAGAUCAGUGCAGCGAAGAAUACUGCCAACCGUCUCAGAAAGGAUAUAAAGCAACUCAAUAUUAAGUUGUCACAACUUCAAGCUUUACUGGAGGAAAAAGAAGCUCAAUUAGGUCGGUUAAAGUGUAAUGCUUCAUCACUACCGGAUGCAAGCACAGGACAAACCAAAAGUUCAUCAAGUUUUAUGCAUGAAGAUCCUAUUAUAUUCGGGGAGAUACAUGAAGCCUGUGCUCCUGCUACUCCACAAUUAGCUGAAACAGUGCUGGAUCAAGAUUUUGUUACUGGGCCUUCUCAAGUUCAAUCUGAGCUUACCACAUCCAAGUUAUUUCAUGAUUCAACCACUUCAUCAAAUCUUGAUAUGGGAGAUGGUAGAACUGGUGAUUCCAGUCAAAUGUGGCAAGAUGGCCCCUGUAUUGAAAAUGGCAGGGAAGUUCACAUAGAAGAAGAAUUUCCAGAAGUUAAAGUAGACUUUCAGGAGACAUUUUUGGGUCACACAAGUCCAAUCAGUUGGUGCCGCUUUUCUGCGUCAGGGAACAAUAUGGCCAGUGCUUCUAUAGAUGGUACAGUAAGGAUAUGGACGUAUGACUCUUCGACUCCGGCAUCAAGAAAUGCGACCAUUUAUUGUGGGGCAGAGAUCAUGUCACUUGACUGGGAGUGUAAAUCUGAUCGCUUGCUUCUCAUAGGCACUGCUGAUGGAGGCAUUAAAGCAUGGAAUGUUGAUGCAAAGAGAGUUGUCUGCGAUCUCAGCACAACUGAAGCAUUUCCAAGUGUCUUGGAUCUAAAGUGCAGCCCUGUAGAACCAAUUUUUGUUUCUGCGGCAGCCUCCAAAGGGAAUGGCUCAAGUUAUAACGACAAUUUAGGGUUUGCUUCCUUAACUGUCUGGAACAUGAAAACCUGGAAGGCUGUGACAGUCCUUCCUCUUGGUAAAGAUCCACCUGCAAUAACUUCUUUAUGCUUCAAUCACAAUGGGAAGAUUUUAGCAUCUUCUGCUACUGAUGGAAUGAUUCACAUGUUUGACAUGGCUGUUGGUCUACAAAUUACUGGAUGGCCUGCACAUGAUUCUGUGAUAAGCUCUCUUCUCUUUGGGCCUGAUGAGACAAGCAUUUUUAGCUUGGGUUCAGAUGGAAAGAUUUUUGAAUGGAGCUUGCAAAACCAAGGUUCUGUGACACUGAGAGCUCAAAACUUUGCAGACAUGAAAAUGGCUUUAGAUGCUAACGGGGGGAGGCUACUGGUGACAUCUGGUUCAGUAAGAGCACCUAUAUAUCAGGUACGUGGUCAAAGAAAUGGGUUGAGAACUCUUCCACACGCUGCUGCUAUAACAACGGUUGAUUGGCACCCAACUUUGCCCAUCUUCUUGACUGGAUCAGCUGAUAAUUCAGUUCGAGUAACGUCUAUUCUAUAAAAGGCUUCUCACUUCUCUAUCUCUCUUUUAUUCUUGGUCAGUUGGAAUGAAGUUUACUCGGUUGGUUUAAUAUGAGUUUCACGUUGGUGUGCGUCUGAGCUUUGGGUCGUAUGGAUGUUGUUAUAUAAUUAGUUGCACAGGGUGUUUAUAGUUUACUAACCAUUCAUUGAUGUAGUUAUUUAAUAAUCUAUUUUGUUUAUAUCUACUAAAGUAUCUGUGUGUGUGAGAGAGAGAGAGGGUGUUCUUUCCUACUUUUUUGCGUAGCAGAAUUUCAAUAUGCUGUUGCCUUAGGUUUUGUAGAUGUUAUGGACGCCCUUAAUAUGAGAAAAUUAUUAGGUAUUUCAGGAGUACCAUAAAUGUGUAGUCUCCCUUCUUACAUGAAUGGUAGAUCCCACCAAGAAUUUAAUUAGUGGGAUCCACCAUUCAUGUGAGAGGAGGAAAUACGCAUUUAUGGUACUCCGGAAAUAUACAAUAAUUUCCCAUUAAUAUGUACACUUGGUUCUCUUCAUUCAUUGCUUAAAAACUUUUAGUUAA
Molecule: messenger RNA, 2707 nt
Organism: Quercus robur (English oak)
Lineage: Eukaryota; Viridiplantae; Streptophyta; Magnoliopsida; Fagales; Fagaceae
Exons: 16
Coding region: 242-2173 (643 amino acids)
Molecular function (GO): protein binding
Source: RefSeq, a predicted model, not a curated record